CACGCGGUAUUCCCUUAGGAUAAGAGGUUACAGGAAAUAGAAGGAAGUUGGGGUACGUGUUGCUAUAGAUAUAGUUAGGUCACGUGGAAGAUUGUUGCAUAGCAACAGUGUAGCCCAGGAACUGGACGCUGUUUGUAAGUCUUAGUGACAACUAAUAUAAAAAAAUAUUUUCCCAAAAAUAACAGAUUACGACAUGCAUUACGGAGCUGACAUGUGCCUGCCUCGAAAGAAAAAAGUGAUUCAGUCUUUUCGUUCCAACACACACAGAAUAUUUGAUGAAAAGGUACCAGAUAGGCUGGACGCGAAUAAGAUUUAUAACCAUCAUACGUACCAAAGAAGAACCUCGGAAGAAAUAAAUCAGCUGAAGACACACAAUAUCCCUCAUCCGCGGAACGCGAAAUACAUACGAAGCAACGUGAGGUUCCUUAACGAGCCAAUGGCGUACAUAGACGUUCAGCAGUUUAAUGGGUGGGCCAAGGAAGCCGAGCUGAAUGUGAAAUCCACGGCACCGUACAGCAGAAACAGCACUCAGAGAAGUGACUUCCAAGCCUGCCCUGGAACCCUUGCAGCCUGCACCAGAUAUGGAAUGAAUCCCAAUAAGUAUCCGGCGUCUGGCAUUGUUCCAACAGUUAGUCCUACAAGUACCCAGAAACCACUGCUGGAGAAGAUAUGUUUCAUUCAUCAGUUUGAUUCAAGGAAACCACAGGACCAAGCAUAUGAAGGAAAGCAUCAUGGGACUUUUGUAUGGAGUGAGUUUACAGCUCUUGGCAGAAACAACACAUUCCUGGACUCAAGCUCACAACCAGGGCAGCAUAAAACACGAAGAGGAAAUGGAAUGACCUCACUCCAGCUGGAGUCACACCCAGCCCAAAAUAUGUCACUAGCAGCGGGAUCAAAAACAGGCAUGAAGGCAGCUGGGGCAAGCGCCUAUCCCCAGAACAAUCUACUGGCAGCUGGGAGAGACAGCCCUCCCCACAAAGGGGAGGGGCUCCAUCUACAUUUGUCGUUCGGUUCUGAGCCGCAAAAAUUCCAGGAUAGUAACUGCAUGGUGCAGCCCUCUGCGAGCAGGAUGACCUAGUGCUGCUUUGGCAGCAAACCUGACCCAGUACAGAUAAUAAUCCCUAUGUGCAGCCACCAGCACAAGAACCAGCUAGAGCUGGAAUCUGACAGUCGCGCAUGUCAGACAAUUAUUAAAUAAUUGAAUUAUUUAUCAUGCAUACAGAUUAUAUUAUUAUAUUUUAAGAAAUUAGUUUUAUUGUUCUUAAAUAAUCAUGGAUAGUGUGGUAACAUUUCUGCAAAGCUGGCUUUAGCUGACCCUUUUGAUGUCUCUGUCUUUCUGAUUGUGAUUGUGACUUUAAUUAGACCACACUGUUUCACUCAUAGUUGCAACAACCCUGUUUCCUCAGUUGUUUUGCUUUUAAGCACUACACCAGAUGAGCCCAGGAACAUAAGGAACCAUGUAACAAUCCAGUGCUAACAUUGCAUGCCACGGAAUUAAAUUGAUCUCUUCCUUUGUAUGUGUCAUGCCCGGCUCGUCCGAUCCUCGUGUGUGCCACGCCCCCUGAUUAUCCACGUGUGCUUCCCUUAUCUUGCCCAGCUGUGUCCUAUUAUUUUCGCCCAGUCUUGUCUAUUUGAGUCCACGUCUUGCCCUGGUUUUUGUCCAUCAUUGAUGUUAGGUAUUGUUAGUGAUGUCCUGUUCCACCCUUAGCCUUCCUCCCCCUAAUAACCCCCCAGUUUUCCCCGCUUUUUGCCUCCCUGCUUCAUCCUUCCCUGCCUCCUUCCUGCCCGCCUGCUCGUCCGCUACCCGCGACCUUGACAGUAUACAUUGUAUACUUGUCUAAUUGUGGUAAAUUUAAUAAUCAAUAAGCUUUACUUACUCUGACAGACAAUGGUACCAUUUGCAGAAAGUGGUUUAUUCUCAGAAAACAAAUUAUUGACAUUAAAAUUUAUAUAGCUUUGAGGGAUUCUGUUAUAAAAUUCUUCUAAAACAGCAGUGAUGGCCAGAGGUGAGAGAAAUGAGUUUGUUCAUUCAAAAUCUUGGUUUUAAGAUCCUUCCACUAUAAAUGUAGAUUGAACUUUACACAACUGCAAUGAAAAAUGCUAUAAUAUGCAUACCACAAUAUGUCUUAAGUGUUUAAUUCAUAUUUUGUCAUUUGAUAACAAUCACAUAUUUUGUCACUUUUUUUGUUACAAAAAGAAUGCACAUUAAUAAUCAUUGUAAUAAUCAUUGUACAAAUGUGUACAUCAUAUAUGCAGGGCAGUGUGGCUCAGUGGGUUUGGAAAGUCAGGAGUUCAAAUCCAGUCCUUGGCAAAAUAGUCACAACUCUGCUGGGCCAUUGAAGAAGGUCCUCGACCCCAAACAAAACUCCAGAGGUACUGUUUGGACAUCUGACCCUGUACUCAGAUCCCAGAUCUCACUUUUGUAUGUAUUUAAAAAGCAGAGCAAGAUGGGAUUUCCAAAUAAAAACACACUGCAAUGUAGAGGUACAAAUGACAAAUAAAGCU
This is a messenger RNA of Brienomyrus brachyistius, 2505 nucleotides long. RefSeq lists its product as uncharacterized. Bases 194 to 1078 code for a protein of 294 amino acids. Lineage: Eukaryota; Metazoa; Chordata; Actinopteri; Osteoglossiformes; Mormyridae. The record is from RefSeq and is a predicted model, not a curated record. The transcript is spliced from 5 exons.